Messenger RNA from Malania oleifera, 4408 nucleotides. RefSeq names its product BRCT domain-containing protein At4g02110. The transcript is spliced from 10 exons. Lineage: Eukaryota; Viridiplantae; Streptophyta; Magnoliopsida; Santalales; Ximeniaceae. The record is from RefSeq and is a predicted model, not a curated record. Bases 248 to 3973 code for a protein of 1241 amino acids.
UAAGCGCAGCGAUUUUUCCUUCUCCCGCCAAUGCAUAAAAAAUCAAAAUCCAACAAAACUUGCCAAAUCCCCCCUUCUCCGACCUACAGUCUGUUUUCCCUCGACAACUUUCGCGAUCUUUCAUCCAUUUCCCACCAAUAAAGCAAAAAAUCUCACUCUGUCUCUUCGAUUUCUUUCCAUCAUCCUCCUUCCCCUCUCUUCCGAAUUGUUUCCCCCAAUUUUUUUUUCUCAGAUUCGCUCCGGUUCGAUGCCAGAAGCAAAUAUUGAUUCACUCUACGACCAUCCUUCCGGAACUUUUCUCGGCGUCCGCUUUGUUCUCCUCGGUUUCGAUGCUCCCAACGAACAGAAGGUUCGAACUAAGCUCGUCAAUGGCGGCGGAGUUGAUGUUGGUCAGUACAGCCAAGAUUGUACUCAUGUGAUUGUGGAUAAGCUUGUUUAUGAUGAUUCUGUUUGUGUUGCUGCUAGGAGGGACGGCAAGUCGCUUGUCACAGGUUUAUGGGUCGAUCAUAGUUUUGAUAUUGGCAUGCCUGUUGAUGCGAACUCGAUUAUGUACAGGCCUCUGAAAGAUCUGAAUGGAAUUCCGGGUGCCAAAUCCCUAGUUGUUUGCCUAACUGGAUACCAACGGCAGGAUCGUGAUGACAUUAUGACAAUGGUUGGCCUCAUGGGUGCACAGUUUUCCAAGCCUUUGGUGGCAAACAAAGUUACUCAUCUGAUAUGCUACAAAUUUGAGGGGGAGAAGUAUGAACUUGCCAAGAAAAUGAAGAAGAUAAAGCUUGUCAAUCAUCGGUGGCUGGAAGAUUGUUUAAGGGCUUGGGAGAUCCUUUCAGAAUCUAAUUAUAACAAGAGUGGUUAUGAGAUGGAGGCAAUGGAAGCUGAAGCUAAAGAUUCUGAAGAGGAGGCUGAAGACUCUGUUGCUAAGCAAUUUACAGGAAGAAAUGUGAAUGCGAGUCCACCCAAUUUGCAGGCGGAAAUGUCACGAGCCCCUGAACUGCCAUUGACAGUUGGAAAAGUGUCAAAGAUGUUGCCAGAUAUAACUGCAGCCAAAGGUUCACCAAAUAUUAGGAGUGGUGGGAAUAUUUUAUUAACUGCAAGAAAUGAAGGCACAUCCAAUCAAGCCUUGCCCUUGCAUAAUGUUAACCAGAAGCAUCCUGAAGUGCUUGGCUUCCAGGAAAAUGUUGCUGCUCUUGGUAAUGCUGUUUGCGGCGAGAAAUCUGAAAUAUAUGAAAGAACUCCCCUUUCUAAUGCAAUAGGAAAUGACUUGGCAUCUACAUCUAGAAGUGCUGAAAGGAGCCUUCAUUCUGGCACAGCGAAGCUUGGUUCUCGAAGUUACUCGAGGAAAGGCCCUGUGAAAUCCACACUUCAAACGUACGCAGGAGAAUUAUUAAGCAAUGCAAAUCACUCUUCUAAAGAAUACUUGGACGAAUAUAAAGUCAGAGAGGAUCAAAACAACUUUGGUUGUGUGCAAAGUCUUUCAAAACAAACUGAUUUAUCUCACAAAGAAGAGUUAAGUAGUGUAUUGCCUCAGAAGAGAAAAACUGAUGUUUCUUGUCCAAGCUCUAAGUCACCAAAAAUGUGUCAGGACUCCAAACCAGGCAUCAUGGGUAGCCCAUUAGUUGGUGACAGAAUGCAAGGAUCAGAAACUGCAUCUUUAGUAAAUGGUCUGCUUGGGGCGAAUAACCAUAUUUCUGAUGACAAUGCUGGCCAUCCAAUGGAUACAUCUACUACAAAUUCUGCACUGAAAUCACCUGCCAAGAUUUCAACUAUGAAGUGUUCUGGUCUUGGCGAUAGUUUAUUGGCAAACUAUCCCCCUAACUCCAAAGCAAUGGCAUCAGAUAUUGCUCAAGAUGGAAAUGCUGAGGCAAAAGCUCCUCAGACAUAUUCUGGGAGAUUAGAGAGACUCAUGUCAGUCGGCAAUACAAGGAAUCAACAGAAUCAGCAGCAAGGCGUUGAAGUCUCGUCUCCCAAUGUUAAAGAACCAAUGAUCGAGAAGUCCCAAGAUUGCACUAAUUUGGAUGUACUUGAAGGAGACAAUAUUAACUCCAUUCCUAAAUCAUCUAAAAGCAAGAUAGUGGCCAAAAAGAGUUUGGGUUCUAGAUCCAAGUUAAGCACAAGCAAUUCUGCAACUAAAAAAGGUUCUAUUUACUCUAGAAGGGCUACCUCCCAAAAUGAUUCUGCUGUUAGUUUGAAUGGUGGGAAAAAGACAGCAGGCUGUGAGAAAUCCUGUGCUUCUGUUAAGUUUCAGAUGGUCCCUUCCACUGUUAACGUAAAAAAGGUAAUACCAAUGGAGGCAAAAACAAUUCAAGCUGAGGGAAUUGAUAUGGAGGCUAAAAUUGAUUCCAUGGAUGAAGAAACUGAAGCUCCAGAGGACAAAGAUGAAUAUGAAUUUGAGAAGGCAGUUAAUGAGAAGUCUGAGACUGUUGAACUGACACACAAUGCAGAUAUAGUUAUGGAAGAGAAUUUAGAAGGAAUGCAUAUAUCUAAUAAAGCCAAGGCUAAUAGCACAGCUACUUGUCUUGAUACAGUGGCCUCAAAGGUGGGAAAGAAUCAAAUGGAGCCUGAAAGUGCGGGUGUUGGCAAGAAAGCUGAUGAUCAAUCAACCAUGAAAGCAGAUAAUGCUUUGAAAGGGAAGAUAUCUAAAGGGAAAAAGCGACCUUUAGGAAAAAUGGCAGUAAAAAAUGUUCCUUCUGUAACAGGAAUAAUGGAGUCCAAAGAAAAAGCAGAUGGGGAGGGGAUCGAUAGGAAUGAAGAGAAGGCUGAGCCAGGUGGCACUUUGGACAACCCUGUGCUAGUUAAUAAAGUGGAUAACUCUGUGGAAGUGGAAAAGGAGAACAAGCCAAUUGUUGAAGGUCAAAAUAGGAGUCAGGGUAAACAGCAUGUUGGGAAAAUGGCUGUUAGUAAAAAAAAGACUAUGAAGACUGAUCAGAAUGCUGAUAAGGUGGAUAUUGAUUCAGGACAUGUGGGAGUGGUUGCAAAUAGAGUGAAAAUGGAACCUGUUUGGUUUAUAUUGAGUGGACAUAAACUACAGAGAAAGGAGUUUCAGCAAGUUAUUAGGCGUUUGAAAGGAAGAAUUUGCAGAGAUUCUCACCACUGGUCAUAUCAGGCAACACACUUCAUUGUUCCGGAUCCAAUUCGUAGGACGGAAAAAUUUUUUGCUGCUGCAGCAUCUGGAAGGUGGAUUCUUAAGACAGACUAUCUGACUGCUAGCAGUCAGGAAGGAAAAUUCUUGCCGGAGGAGCCUUAUGAAUGGUACAAGAAUGGCCUCAGUGAAGAUGGUGCCAUUAAUUUGGAGGCUCCAAGAAAGUGGCGCCAUGUAAGGGAGAAAACAGGUCAUGGGGCCUUCUAUGGAUUGCGCAUUAUCAUAUAUGGAGAAUGCAUUGCACCCCCUUUGGAUACCCUGAAGCGUGUUGUGAAGGCUGGAGAUGGGAUCAUACUGGCAACUUCCCCCCCUUACUCACGGUUCCUAAACUCUGGGGUAGACUUCGCCCUUGUUAGCCCGACCAUGCCGCGGGUUGAUUUGUGGGUGCAAGAGUUCCUAAGGCAUGAGAUACCUUGUGUUGUGGCUGAUUACUUAGUAGAGUACGUAUGCAAGCCUGGUUACUCUUUAGAAAGACAUGUACUAUAUAACACUAAUGCUUGGGCGGAGAAAUCAUUUGCCCGCAUGUUGAGUCGGUCAGAAGAGAUCGUGGAAGACCCGACGCCACCAGAUGAUUCUGGCAGUAAUGAUCUUACCUGUGAAGUAUGUGGGUCUUGUGAAAGGGGUGAUGUGAUGCUGAUUUGUGGUGAUGAAAGUGGAUCGGUUGGGUGUGGGGUUGGUACUCAUAUUGAUUGCUGUGAUCCUCCUCUUGAAGCUGUCCCUGAUGAGGACUGGUUUUGUCCAAAAUGUAUCAAAAGCAGAAACAGCAAGAGCUCUCCCAAGGCCAAGGCUAAGGCUAAGGCUAGUAAAAAAGGAAAUUCCUCGAGGAAGAGCAAGUGAUUUUGCUCUUUCAUUUUUGUUUUCUUUCCUGUAGGCAACAAGUGGGUUUGCUCCCAUGUUGUAAAAUUUUCAGAUUUAAUAAUGUACAUGUUUAUAUAUUAACUUGAUUACUUUUCCAGAUUCCCUAGAAGUAAAUUAGAUAUUAAGCUCCUUGGCAAAGCUAACGAGCAUUUUGCUAGAAGCCCAUCCUUCAUGCUUGGCAAGGUGUUCUAUCUGUAUUCUUGUGGAACUAAAUUGCAGCUCAAGUUGUGGGAUUGUGUUACUGAAUCAAGAAUGGCCAGAGUCCAGAGAGGAACCUUACAAAAUGUUCAUUUCUGUACCUUUGUUUGGAUUUGUUCUGCGGAAUUCAAGUGUGUAUUCUCCUUAACAUAGUAAAGUGUAAAUUUCUUAUGGCACAUUUAACAGUUAACCACAAGCUUUGUUCCUGUUCUCGAA